Messenger RNA from Cyprinodon variegatus (sheepshead minnow), 5249 nucleotides. RefSeq names its product lipin 2 (gene lpin2). The transcript has 20 exons. Gene Ontology annotation, cellular component: cytosol; nucleus; endoplasmic reticulum membrane. Gene Ontology annotation, biological process: positive regulation of transcription by RNA polymerase II; triglyceride biosynthetic process; fatty acid catabolic process. Gene Ontology annotation, molecular function: transcription coactivator activity; phosphatidate phosphatase activity. The record is from RefSeq and is a predicted model, not a curated record. The coding region runs from base 61 to 2913 and encodes 950 amino acids. NCBI's taxonomy places the organism in Eukaryota, Metazoa, Chordata, Actinopteri, Cyprinodontiformes, Cyprinodontidae.
CUUGGACUUAGGAGAGUAUCCUAAGGUCUGUAAAAGUUAGCCUUUACUUCACUUAUUGAGAUGAAGAGACAGAGAUCCUGUACAAACUGGGAGCUCAUGGAGAGCAACACCGAGGACAACACAGACAACAGUGAACCUGAUGAGCCGACCUCUCUGAGGCGGACUUGGUCCCUGACACACACCAUGAAUUACGUCGGGCAGCUGGCUGGUCAAGUUCUCGUAACAGUCAAAGAGCUGUAUAAGGGCAUCAAUCAGGCCACGCUUUCAGGCUGUAUUGACGUUGUGGUUGUCCGCCAGAGAGAUGGAACCUACCAGUGUUCACCGUUCCACGUGCGCUUUGGCAAGCUUGGUGUCCUGCGCUCUAAAGAGAAAGUAAUUGACAUUGAAGUGAAUGGAGAUCCUGUAGAUCUGCAUAUGAAGCUUGGUGACAAUGGAGAGGCCUUUUUUGUCCAGGAAGCUGAGGAGGAGAAUCAGAUUGUUCCUGCUCACCUGGCUACCUCCCCAAUACCCACUGAGAGUCACCUAUUCUGGAUCUCAGAGGUUGAGAACAGGGCACCUAAAGACCCAAAGGAUGAUCCUUUAGACCAGGAAGACCCACCCGAGCCUCCUGCUCCCAGUGCCACUGCCACAAAAAAGAAGAAAAGAAGAAGAAAGAAGCACAAAGGUGACCCCCGCAGAGAGGAGCUCACCCCACCAGUAUCGGUCUCUUCUGGUAAUUCUGUUGCUGCUAUUGGUGGUGCCGUGUCAGGCACUGGGCAAAAUGACGAGAUUUUUGAGAUGGACCUCAGCUCUGAUGAAGAAUCGGCUCCACAUGUAUCAAGGUCUCCUUCAACCUCGACAAUCAGGGACAUUGACCCUAAACUGCCUACAACAAGACAUAAUUUGGAAGGUUAUCCGUUGUCUGAUGGUGAAUGGCCUUUAGGCGAUGGUCAUGGCUUGUCUCAGGCCUUUUCCCCAAAGAGUGAUUCAGAGCUGGUGAUGAAGUCUUCAGAAAGUUUGCUCAGGGAUGAGUCCCACAUGCAGUGGACCUGGGGAGAGUUUCCAGAAACAACCAGGGUCACAAAGAAGGAAAAGCCUGAACCACUAAAGACAGUAACCAUCACCCCAUCGGAAAACACCCACUUUCGUGUGAUCCUGAGCUCUGAGGCCAUGGAGGAUGAAACAGAGCCUGGAAAGGAAGAUGGAGCCUCAUCAGUCUGUGCCAUAGUCAAGCCUGAGCCACGUUCCCCUGUCACCCCCGUAACAAAUCAUAGUCUAUCUUCUACAAGCUCCGUACAGUCUAUGGGUCCUUUGACUCCCACAGAGCCUCCUGAAGUCCUUCCAUCCAGUGUGACCACAUCCACCCCUUCAAACAGUCAGCAGACUGAUUCACCCUCUAAGAAGAAAGGAGUCCCAAAGAGGAGUCAGCAUCAGGGUCCAGAGGAUAUCUACUUAGAUGACCUAAAUGUACUGGAACCCGAUGUGGCUGCAAGAUAUUUUCCUAAGAGUGAGUCCGAGGCAACAACAAAGCAGUGGAUUGACUCUGAGAUUCGCUCAGGUUCCCAGUCUCCACAGUCUGUGGGUAGUGCAGCUGCUGACAGCGGGACGGAAUGUCUCUCUGACUCGGCCAGUGACCUCCCUGAUGUCACUCUUUCUCUGUGUGGAGGUCUCACCGAAAAUGCAGAAAUAUCCAAAGAAAGAUUUAUGGAACAUAUCAUCACAUAUCAUGAGUUUGCUGAAAAUCCAGCAAUAAUAGACAACCCCAACUUGGUAGUAAAGAUAGGAAAUAGAUAUUAUAACUGGACACUAGCUGCACCCCUGAUUUUAAGCCUACAGGCAUUUCAGAAGAAUUUACCAAAGGCUACAGAGGAGGCCUGGAUGAAGGAGAAAAUGCCAAAGAAGUCGGGUCGUUGGUGGUUCUGGCGAAAAAGAUCAGAUAGUACAGUUAAACAGUCUGAGACAAAGCUGGAAACCAAGGAGGAGUUUCAGUCAGAAGAUGGAGAACCCUCUAAUUCUCAGGAGAACUUGGAUUUACCCCCCAAAGCAGGAGAAACAUCCAGUGAUGAAGAAUCUAAGGAGGUCAGCGCUGUGUCUUGCCAAGAGAGGCUGCAGCCAGGAGAAGGACACCAUUCCACUACACACACUUACAGGAAGUCACUGCGUCUUUCCUCAGAUCAGAUAGCUAGUCUUAAACUAAAGGAGGGGCCAAAUGAUGUGACAUUUAGCAUUACCACCCAGUACCAGGGGACCUGCCGCUGUGAAGGGACCAUCUACCUGUGGAACUGGGAUGACAAAGUCAUCAUCUCUGACAUUGAUGGUACCAUCACCAAAUCAGAUGUGUUUGGACAGAUUCUCCCACAGUUGGGGAAAGACUGGACCCAUCAGGGCAUUGCCAAGCUGUACCACUCUGUGGCCGAGAAUGGCUAUAAAUUCUUGUACUGCUCAGCUCGGGCUAUUGGCAUGGCGGACAUGACGAGAGGCUACCUGCAGUGGGUCAAUGACGGAGGCACCAUCCUACCACGGGGGCCUCUAAUGCUGUCUCCCAGUAGCCUAUUCUCUGCCUUCCACAGAGAGGUCAUUGAGAAAAAACCAGAGAUCUUCAAGAUUGAAUGCCUUACGGACAUCAAAAACCUGUUCCAGAAUAACAAGCAGCCUUUCUACGCCGCCUUUGGGAAUCGAGCUAAUGAUGCGUUUGCCUAUAAAGAGGUUGGAGUCCCACUGUGCAGGAUUUUCACCGUUAACCCCAAAGGGGAGCUGAUCCAGGAGCAGACAAAGGGAAACAAGUCAUCCUAUGGCAGACUUAGCGAGCUGGUAGAGCACGUGUUCCCUCUGCUGAGUAAAGAGCAGGCCGAAGCCUUUUUGAUGCCCGAAUUCAGCUCCUUCUGUUAUUGGAGACAGCCACUGCCAGAAAUCAACCCUGAUGAACUGCUCUAAUGCUGCACAGAUGCUCACCCAGCCAUCCAUCUACCUGGGUCAGGACUGUGCGCAGCUCUUUAACACAUGUGGACUGGAUAGAAUAGCACUUAGACACACACACAGCUCGAUAAUUACUUUACCAGAGGGACAGGUUUAAGAGUAAAGUAAGACAUAACUUGAAAAAAUGUAUUUAUUUUAACAUCAGCUAAAGCUUCACAGACUAGUCACCUACUAAUGCCAAGUAGCUCUACUCCAGGACCAGUCUGUAGUUGAGCUCACUGUGCAGAGAUAGGAGAUUAAAUUCAAUAAUUUUAUCAAAGAAAAUAAUUUUGGUGACACAAAAUUCACCUGAUUUACUUUCCUUUUCAUUUGACACAUUUCCUGUUAACUAUAACUUGAGGGAAGAGUUUGGCACCAAGCCAGAGUAGUGAGACCUCUGUUGAAUAAGGAAAGUUAGCUAGCAGAUAUCAGAUUGCACCAAACGUGAGAUGCUCUCACUUAUUUUGCAGGAGCUUACUGUAGCAAAGCUGCUUGAGGUUUAGUUUUUUCUUGUCACUCUUUACUUGCAUAGCACAUUUUAUUGGCUUGUAAAGGUCAUGAACUAAGCACAUGUUGAGUUAUGUUUGGUAUUUUUUAAUCACAUAAAAACUCUGAAUAUGCCAAGAAUGUAUGGAUCCACACUUAGCUGGGAUUUAAUGAAGCAGCUUAAUGGUAUAUUGUCCAGCAAAGAUGUUUGUUCUUUGCAAAUCAGAUGUGUUCGGUUGUCAACAUAGUCAUUAUUUAAGAUUAAUAUAUUAUUUUAUUGAUUUCUGUUGUAACUCUGUUGCUUGUCAGGAAAAAACAAAAAACAAUUUAUAUUCAAUGUAAUAAAUACUUAAAAAGGUAUUUUGUGUGGUUGGCCACAGAUUGUUAUGCGCUUAAGCAGAGCCUCUCGGCUUUGUCUAUUUCUCUUCAGUCGCCUCUCCCACAGCAGGCUGUUUAGUUUGUUUUAUGGUGAAGCUAUCAAUAUGUAAGGUGCGUAUAGAUUCCCAGAAAACCUCAGAAUAUGUCAACAUUAGAGCUGACACUCAUGUUUCAUCAGCGAAGAUUGUCCGAUCUUAAAGCAGCUAAAGUUUAAGGAUUUCCUUUUGAAAACCCUUCCCUGAGAGAUUCUAGGAUGGUGUUUGGUAUGAGUGUGUAUGUAUGUGCACACACAAAUCACUGAGUGCUGCUGUUGGGGGUGGCUGUACCCCUUCUUUUUUUCCUCCCUCAGUGGUUUUACUCAGACUUGUUCAUUGCACUUUGUCUAAGCUGUAGACUUUUACUUGCCUCUAACCAACAUGCACUUCACUCACAAUCUAAAUAGGAAGUAGUCUACGCCAUUAUGACACAUAAUAAGUAAAGUUUUAUCUUCAGCAUCUGUGAUUUUUAUCUGGAAUAGAAUGAUCUAAAGAAGUGUUUAAUAGUGGCUGCUUUGUGUUUUGCAGGUUGGAAGUAAGAGUAAAAAACUAAAUCUUACAAAAAUAUUUGGGGGGGUAACAUCCCCACCACCUUGUAGUUGUUUGUGUGCGUAUUUAUGCAUCUGUAUGACCGACGAGAUUAACUGUUUUUGUUCCUGUCAUUAACAGAGGACGAGAAAUCCUUUCUAGUUUGGACAUAAACAGGAAAUACUUGACUGUCCAGGAAGCUUUUAGAAGCCCUUCUUUGGCAUUAUGUGUAAUUUAGAAGAUCAUGAUUUAAUGACCAGGAUGACAUCUUUCUCCAGAGUAAAACUUUAAAUGCUCAUAAGGAAACUGAACAAACAGAACCAGUUAUCGGGAAUGAAAAAAAAGCACAACUUAAGAGAGUGAUGGCUACAUCUGGUUUCUCUUAGUUCUUUAAUAUUGCUCUGAUGUUUUGUGGUUAACAGUGAGUGUUUUUUUUAUUCCUCAGCUUCUUCUCUACAAAGUUCAAAGUUAGAUAUGUUUAUCUUAGAAUUAACAAAAACAAUUUCAUUCUUUCUAUGAAAGUAAAACAUAUUGUGUGAAAGAAUCACACUUCAUCCUCUGAUUCCAGGAUAUAAAGUAUAAAUUGUUUGUUCUUACUGCUGUGAAAAAGGAUCCGGUAUAUAUGCUGAUAAUCACAUCUUUGUGUCUCGUUGCCUUGUUCUUCAUGGUAUUUCUUACAAAAGUAUAUCAUUUGUGUUUUUUUUGGAUGUAAUGCUUGAUAUUUGAUUGUUUCUGAUUAAUAUAAAUUAUGUUAUGCUGUUUGAUUUAUAUAGAAAUGUGGUUAAAAGUAUGUAUGAAGAAACAAAUCUGUGGUAAGAAGAUGAAUACAGGCUUAACGAGACUAGCAAUAUGUGGCUUGUCCCAUUUGGAAUAAAUAUCUAACAAAUC